AUGAAGAGUUUGAUCCCUCUGCUCGUCGUAGCGUCAGCAGUUGCUGCUGCGGACGUUCAGAAGAGAGUGAUGAACACCCAGGACAACUGUCCUGAAGAUGAGGGUCAGCACUACGUGGUUCUGAGGGGACUUAUUUUUACCUCAAAGUUCUGUGGAGGGAACCUGAUCCAUCCAGAAUGGGUCCUCACUGCUGGUCACUGUGAUAAAUGGUUCUUUAAAGUGGGUUUGGGCAAACAUCCAGAUGAACAGGAAACAAGGCAGAUAAUCACCCCAUUUUCUGAUAAGCAUAUCUAUGAAGAUCCAGAUGGUCGCAAACAUGACAUCAUGCUUAUUAGAUUGCCUGAAAGAAGUGCCCUUCCCACUAUCGAUCUCCCUCCUAUUGGAUGUGCACCUACAAUUAUAAACAACCCCUACAGGGUCAUAGGAUGGUCCUAUACAGACUAUGACUGGAAGAGAGGAAGAUACAUCAAUAAAGCCAGGAAUCUGAAGUGUCAUACAAUUAAUCUGGCUCAAGACUGCACUCUCCGAGACCAAGAUAUGGCACGUAAUGGACAGACACCUCCAAUAGAUCAUACACUGUGCUCCCUGGACCGCCAACGAUGUGAAGUCUGCCCAGGUGAUUCUGGUGGCAGUCUGGUGCAGAAUGGAGUUCUGGUUGGAGUCACUGUUGGUAUUGUCCGCACACGGUGGAGUGACUUCAUGGACGUCUGCGCCUACAGGCAGUGGAUUAGAGAUAUAACUGGUAUUUAA
Messenger RNA from Scomber japonicus (chub mackerel), 750 nucleotides. RefSeq names its product snake venom serine protease serpentokallikrein-1-like. The record is from RefSeq and is a predicted model, not a curated record. Lineage: Eukaryota; Metazoa; Chordata; Actinopteri; Scombriformes; Scombridae. The coding region runs from base 1 to 750 and encodes 249 amino acids. The transcript is spliced from 5 exons. Gene Ontology annotation, molecular function: serine-type endopeptidase activity. Gene Ontology annotation, biological process: proteolysis.